UGUGCUAGUGGCUGAGCAGGACGGUCAGAGGGGAGCAGUGCAGCAGCAGCAGCAGCAGCAUCAGAGGCGGGUGGGAGGCUGGUAGGAUGUUGCGUCUGCGCUGCCGAUUAGGCUGAUCAUAGCCGGAGCAACGAUGCAGUGACAGUCUACAAGAAGACACGGGCGCGCGCGCACACACACACACACACACACACACACACACACACAGAGAGAGAGAGAGAGAGAGGGAGGGAGGGAGAGUAACACACGAUUGCGCACGAGAGAUGAUCCGCUCCUAGACUAUGGCACCGUCGGGCUCGCGUAGUAUCAAGAAGGGCUGUCAGAGAGUUUUGUACUGGAUCCCGGUCCUGUUCAUCGCCCUCAUAGUCGCUUGGUCAUACUACGCCUAUGUUUUGCAGCUUUGCAUAGAGUCCAUUGAAGACACAGGAGAAAAGGUUGUAUACUUGCUGGUGUACCAUGUAAUUUUCAUCAUGUUCGUGUGGGCGUACUGGCAAACCAUCUUCACCAAGCCCAUGAACCCCCUGAAGGAGUUUCACCUGUCCUACUCUGACAAAGAGCUGCUGGAGCGUGAAGAUCGGGGAGAGUCUCAGCAGGAGAUCCUGAGGAGGAUAGCCAAGGAUCUGCCCAUCUACACCCGCACCAACUCUGGAGCAAUCCGUUUCUGUGAUCGCUGCCAGCUGCUGAAGCCUGAUCGAUGUCACCAUUGUUCAGUGUGUGAUAAAUGCAUCCUGAAGAUGGAUCACCACUGCCCGUGGGUGAAUAACUGUGUGGGAUUCUCCAACUACAAGUUUUUCAUGCUGUUCUUGGCAUAUUCGCUACUCUACUGCCUUUUUAUAACUGCUACAGAUCUUCAAUACUUCAUUAAAUUUUGGACAGCUGGAGGUAGAGCACAUUUCCGUCUGAAAGAAUACCUGAACGGCCUCCCAGACACUCAGGCGAAGUUCCACAUCCUGUUCCUCUUCUUCUCGGCCUCCAUGUUUUCAGUCAGCCUGGCUUCGCUUUUCAUCUAUCACUGCUGGCUCGUCUGCAAGAACAGAUCCACCCUCGAGGCCGUGCGUUCUCCAGUGUUUCGCCACGGCACAGAUAAGAACGGUUUCAGUCUGGGCUUCAGUAAGAACUUCCGCCAGGUCUUUGGUGAUGAAGCUAAAUACUGGCCUAUUCCCAUUUUCUCCAGUUUAGGGGACGGUUGCUCGUUCCCAACCUGUCUGGUGAAUCUGGACCCCGAGCAGCCCUCCUCACCCACUGGCUCCAACCCUGCCAACAAGGGUGCAGCAGAGGGCCGCCAGUUCCCCUCCAAGCCGCUGAGGGAGUCUCAGAGCCGACUGCUCACCAGCACCCCCUCCUGGACGGAGAGUGACAGUGCAACAGACAAAGACAAGAAUGGUGCCAGCAACCAAGGGAUGACCAUAGAAAAUGAGGCGUAACCAGAGUUAGAGAUACACGUGACACCUUCAACCCAGAAAAGUCUAUGCUGCCCCCUCCUCGGUGUUUGUGCCUAUCAGAACGUAACGUGGUGGUGACAUCAUCAGUAUUUGUUGUUUUCCAUACUGCACCCUGCUUCUGAGAGGUUUACAUGACUGAUAUCACGUACAAAAUGACUAUUAUCACCAGUAUUGCUGUUAUUGUUAUAAGCAACCAUAUCUGCUGCUAUCUGAAAGUACAAGAACAAGUGGAUUGAAAUUGCUUUCCAACAAUCACGUUUUCUUUUGUUUGCAUAUGAAUAAGCACAGAGCAGCAAUGGAAGAGACGUUUUUUCACUUUGUAUACUACAAGAUCAAUCCGAACUUCUUUUGUAUGUUACAGUAGAAUUACUUGUUUUAUGUUGUUUUCAUAGCUUAGCACAAAAGUAAAUGCUGUUAUGAGUUUGCCAAAUGUUUGCAGAUUAAGUAUAGAUUUGUAGUGGUGUUAAUGUGACGUAACUGAUAUUCCUUUAGUCUUUUUUUUUUUUUUUUCCCAGUGGAGUUUUUUUUGUGCAGGGUGGCAGGUUUUCCACUCACCAUGCUGAGUGUCAUGGAAGUUCAAAUGAUGCAUGCUCUCAUCUCAGGAUGUCAACACAAACACACCUUGUUGUAGUGAUCUGUACCACAAGAUGUUCUCUCCUUUUGCUUGGAAACAACAAAAAAAAAAAAAGUGGAUUAAUUAGUCAUUUGAAUAAGGGCUCUUCUGACUUGUUAUAGCAUGAGUGAGGAUGUUGCUGUCACACUGAAACACCUGUGACAGCGUGUCCCUCUGCCAAAUAUCUAAACUGCUGUCUGGUAGCAUGCAGCACACGUCAAACUGCCGGCCAAAAGCUUCCUGACUGUCUCUGGAUGAUUAAACCAUCACUGAAAACUAGUUGGGAGAAUGUAUGCUUGUUUCAAAAAAGCUUCAUGGGGACAAGUCAGUGUCAAUCUAUAUUUUUCUAUUCUUCUGUCUGUAUGACUGAAGAGACAAUAUGGAUGUGUGAGGCAAUGUACUGUACAGUCGUGAUGCCUUAUAAGAAUAAAAGGAGCUCAUCUUCA
Siniperca chuatsi (mandarin fish) is the source of this 2501-nucleotide messenger RNA. RefSeq names its product zinc finger DHHC-type palmitoyltransferase 2 (gene zdhhc2). Gene Ontology annotation, biological process: peptidyl-L-cysteine S-palmitoylation; protein targeting to membrane. The record is from RefSeq and is a predicted model, not a curated record. NCBI's taxonomy places the organism in Eukaryota, Metazoa, Chordata, Actinopteri, Centrarchiformes, Sinipercidae. The coding region runs from base 282 to 1424 and encodes 380 amino acids. Gene Ontology annotation, cellular component: endoplasmic reticulum; Golgi apparatus. The transcript is spliced from 14 exons. Gene Ontology annotation, molecular function: protein-cysteine S-palmitoyltransferase activity.